AUGGACCCACAAGAAAACCAGAACAUUUCAGAUGAACUUCAGGAGCGAAUUCAAGCUCUGACAGAAGAAAAUUUGCAGCUGCGUGACAAAACUGAACGCCUCUUCACCAAAGUGGGCUACCUGGAGAGCAGACUGGGCCACCUGGCCAGCUCCAACACAGACCUGUCCUGCAGGCUGGUGCAAAGUGAAGAGGACAAACUGAAGAUAUCUAAAGAGCUUGUGGAGGAGAAAAUUCAGACAAACAAGAUGAGAGAGCAGUUUGAAGAGGAGACAUUUGAGCUGAAAAACAAGAUAUUAAACCAAGUCAGUGUAAUAACAGAGCUUGAGAUGGGGCGAGACAACUUAGUUAGGGAACUCCAGUCUGCUGAGGCUCGUCUGAAGGUGGGGGAAAAAAGCGGCCAAGAACUGACAGAGGAGUACACCACACUGAAGAAGAACUAUCUAGCUCUGGCUGAGGCCCGUGAUGUCGAGGUGGCUCAGAGUAAAGAGCUGAGUGCUGAGCUGCUAGCACUGGCCCAGGCCCAGGACGCCCUCCGCAGGCAGCUGGAGGAGCAGCAGCAGAGUGUGGAGACCACCACUCAGGGCCUGCACAGCGAGCUGGACAGGGUGCGGGCCUUGAUCAGCCGCAUGUCACGUUACAGAGUCAAGGUUGAGGAUCUGGCAGCUUUGGACAAGGAGCAAAAAACUAUGGAAAAAACUCUACUUGGAAACCAAGAUGAGAUCAAAGACAUGCUGGAGAAAAUGAAGAACAGCUACGAGGAGCAGCAGAAGAAACUGGAGGAGAGAGUGGUGGUGAUGGGUAAAGAGCAGCAGGAGAACAAGAGAGCAAUCCGUAAGAGCCAACAGGAACUCUAUGAGCAGAGUGCGGCCCUGAUGUGCUCUCAGAGCCAUAUGAAGGAGGUAGAAGAAGAGAACUCAAAGCUGCAGCUUCAGGUCAAAGAGCUGAAUGAGGAAUACCGUGCAAGGCUUGUGUGCUAUUUACAGGACUUAACUGAGUACACUGAUGGAGUUGGAGAAGGUAAAAGCCCUCCAGAGACCUCAAAGAUGAGGACACAUGUGGACAGCAUGCUCCAGGAUGUUCGUUCAUCCUACAGAGUCAGGGAGGAACAGCUCGCAUCUGCUGCUCGCUCGUAUAAGAAGAGACUUCAGAAGGUCACCAAGACCCAUCAUACGCUCCUCAUUGCAUACAGGGUUCAGAGGGAGCAGAUCUUGGCUGAACCAGAGAGCAGUCUUGACCCUGGACCCCCAGAAGCCCACUUCAACCUGGAACCCACUGAGCUCAGAGAUGAAACUGUGAAGGAGCUUCAGCAACUGCGCCAGGACAAAGCGAGGCUGGAGGGUCAUCUGCAGGCGGCCAGGCAGCAGGUGGCUGUCCCCAAAAUGCCGGUCCAGAAUCUAAGCCAUGAGAAGCCGGCAUGUGAGGAAUCCUGGAUGGACAUAAGGAAACAGCUGAGGGAGAUGACGGACUCUACACUGGCUGGCUUUGAGAAGGAGCGCACCCUUCUCAUCACCAGAGCAACGGUUGCAGAGGCGCAGGUGUCAGAAUUGCAGGACUAUAUUGACAACCACCUAGGAAGGUAUAAAGAGGAGAUCUCACAUCUCUGCAGACUGCACAGGACACAGAAGACCGGGCGUUCCCAAAGUGGUGCUGCUCAUACUGGUGGUUUCUCUAUGAAAGGCCCCCAAAGAGAUCUGGCCUUGAGAAAAAAAUGCCUGGAAUGUUUGUAA
Plectropomus leopardus (leopard coralgrouper) is the source of this 1728-nucleotide messenger RNA. Lineage: Eukaryota; Metazoa; Chordata; Actinopteri; Perciformes; Serranidae. The record is from RefSeq and is a predicted model, not a curated record.